AUGGUGUUUGUGGCGCACCAGCUAAUCGAGAAGGCCAUCGAACAUGAUACGCCACUGUAUGUCAUAUUUGUCGACCUGAAGAAGGCUUAUGACAGCAUACCUCGUGAGGCGUUGUGGCUUGUCCUCGGGAAGCUCGGUAUUCCACCUACCCUUCUCAGCUUGAUUCGGUCCCUACAUGUCGGCAUGAGGGCUCGGGUUCGUAUAUCUGGUCGCUUGACGGAGGACAUAUAUGUUAACAAUGGUCUUCGCCAAGGCUGUACUCUUGCCCCCACCCUAUUCAAUCUGUAUUUUGCUGCCGUAAUGUCGUCUUGGCGUUCCCGCUCUUCUGUUCCCGGCGUGUCCCUGCGCUCACGCCCUGGCCGGAAGCUUGUUGGGGAUCGAACAACCAAGGCGCGACUGAACACGUACCAAGUUACCGAGUCCCAGUUCGCUGAUGAUGCCGCUGUAUACACCACAUCAAGAGAACAUCUGGAGACCCUGGCAAACGAGUUCAUCGCCUGUGCCUCUCAGUGGGGUCUCACUGUCAGCAUCGCCAAGACAAAGGCCAUAGCAGUCGGCCCGGGGGACCUACAACCUGAUGUCGUCCUCGAUGGUGGUGGGGUUGUGGAGAUGGUCUCCGGCUUUACUUACCUCGGUAGUGUGGUGAGUUGCGAUGGGUCACUGGACGUGGAGAUCACCUCCCGCUUGGCCAAGGCAUCUCGUGUGUUUGGUUGCCUCCUGACCCCGAUUUUCCGGUGCCGGGGUUUAUCCAUCGGCAUUAAGUGCAUGGUGUAUCGCGCUUUUGUCCUGAGCACUCUGUUCUACGGUGCAGAGACAUGGGCUGUGAAGGCUACCCACGUCCAUCGGCUGGCCGUCUUCCAUCGCUCCUGUAUUCGGUCUAUCCUCGGUGUAUCGCGGAUCCAGCAGUGGGAGGACAGGCUCACAUCGGCAGAAUUGGGCAGGCGAUUUGGCAUGUCUCUUGACAUCUCCGAUUUGCUCCGACAGCAUCGUCUGCGCUGGCUGGGGCACAUUGCCCGUAUGGAGGAACACCGCACUCCGCAGCAGAUGGUAUUUGGCGAGUUAUAUGCCACUCGCCCCCGCCACGGUCCGAAGAAGCGAUGGCGUGACGUUGUUGUCACUGAUCUAGCUGCGGCACAGAUCGGAGAGGGAGAAUGGUUCCAUCAGGCCCAGGAUCGCCCAACCUGGAAGCGGUUGUGUCGUCAGCAGCCUCCUCCACCCGGACCGAAAGAGUUCCGUUGCGCAUGUGGCCGUCCCUUUGGCCGCAUUGGGGACCUGAAGAGGCACGCCCCCCACUGCCGCGUCUGA
Messenger RNA from Sycon ciliatum, 1305 nucleotides. RefSeq lists its product as uncharacterized. Bases 1 to 1305 code for a protein of 434 amino acids. The record is from RefSeq and is a predicted model, not a curated record. Lineage: Eukaryota; Metazoa; Porifera; Calcarea; Leucosolenida; Sycettidae. The transcript has a single exon.